CUCACCCAGUACAAUUCGUCGUGCAAUUCGUUUCAAUUCUAAUUCUGUAGAAGAAAUGAAAAAAGCCAUUUGGGCUACUUACUAUCAUUAUGCCUCAACCGAUGCAAAACCACAACACGAAAACUGUCCUAGCGGAGAAGGCUCAUGGUGUGAAUGGCAGAAAGCUGCAGCUUCAAACAAGCUGAAUAAUUUCAAACACUCAUAUUCUGCUCUACCAACUGAUGUUUUACAAGGAAUCAAGCCAAUUUAUGAAGAUUUAAGCAAAGAUGCUCUCCUAGAGCGAUGUAUUGGCGGAUUCACACAAAAUAAUAAUGAGAGUUUGAACCAGCUUAUUUGGAAGAUUGCGCCGAAAGUUGAGAGUGGUUCAGCAAUUAUCGUCGAAUUUGCAUCUUCAGUGGCUGCUUGUGUUUUCAAUGAAGGCUGUGAAGCUUAUUUAACCUUCCUAGAAGAGAUGCGAAUCAGUACUGGUCCAAGUUGUCAUGGAUGGGCGCUUCUAACCGACAAUAUUCGAAUGAACAGAGCAGAUGAGCGAGCAGCUAAAACCGCUAAAAAUGAUAGAAUUCGCCGCAGACUUGAUCAAAAAGAUGCUUUGGACAUUCUUGACGAAAGUUCUAUACUCUAUGGUCCCGGCAUUGAUGAUUCUAUAUGAUCCAGUGCUGAGGUAUGACGUGCACCGCAAAAUGUAUUUUUUCUGAGGCGCCUGCGAAGAAUUGCUGCCAUUCGGUCAAUUUUCAAUAUUUUUCAACCAAUAUUUCACAGAAUAUAGUUCAAUUACUACUCUUUAAUGUACAAUAAUCAGAAAUAAAUUUACUUUCACCGUACGCC
Neodiprion fabricii is the source of this 825-nucleotide messenger RNA. RefSeq lists its product as uncharacterized. The record is from RefSeq and is a predicted model, not a curated record. NCBI's taxonomy places the organism in Eukaryota, Metazoa, Arthropoda, Insecta, Hymenoptera, Diprionidae. The transcript has 2 exons. The coding region runs from base 56 to 649 and encodes 197 amino acids.